Messenger RNA from Polistes canadensis, 938 nucleotides. It is a transcript of the gene ringer, whose product is annotated as TPPP family protein CG45057-like. Gene Ontology annotation, cellular component: microtubule. Gene Ontology annotation, molecular function: tubulin binding. Lineage: Eukaryota; Metazoa; Arthropoda; Insecta; Hymenoptera; Vespidae. The record is from RefSeq and is a predicted model, not a curated record. The transcript is spliced from 4 exons. Bases 280 to 930 code for a protein of 216 amino acids. Gene Ontology annotation, biological process: positive regulation of protein polymerization; microtubule polymerization; microtubule bundle formation.
GAUGGAGUCAGCGAUGGUUGUUCAGUCUCGUUCUUAGUCUCCUCUUGGCUGGAAUCGCGCGAAUGAACUAUAGUCCGGUAUUUAAUCGAUGUUACUACGAAAAAUUACGCGUACCCUAUCGUAAUACAAAGAAAGAUUGUGACAAUUGGUUCUUGUAAAAGCAAAAAGAAAAAAUAGCAAUAUCGUAUAGAUAAUAUACAAACAAUAUUUGUUCAUUUACAUUUAAUCGAAGAAAGGAAGAUUAAAAAGUUAAACAAUUGUAAGUAAAAAAGGAAAAAAAUGGAGGCAGAAAAAAACGGUACUAUCGAAAAAGAAAAGAAUGAAACGAUCAACGAACAAGGAACGGUAUUAGGACCAGUCACAAACGAAGUUGCAAAUAUGAAGAUUGAGGACAGUACAGCGAGUGCAGGAAGUUCAACCCCAGGCAGUCCAGCUGCUUCUCCUGCUGGAAGUUUUCUAACAAAUUUCAAAGCUUUCUCGAAAUUUGGCGAUCCCAAAAGCGACGGCAAAUUGAUAACUCUUAGCCAAAGUGAUAAAUGGAUGAAACAGGCUAAGGUGAUCGAUGGCAAAAAAAUUACGACCACGGAUACUGGAAUUUACUUUAAAAAACACAAGUCAAUGAAACUAGGGAUCGAACAGUACAAGGCCUUCCUCGAUGAACUCGCUAAAAGUAAGAAAGUCGAUUUAGCAGAAAUGAAAAAUAAAAUGGCGAAUUGUGGAGCACCUGGUGUUACUGGAUCAGUCCAUGCAGGUAAAGCAGCUUCAACGGUAGACCGUUUAACGGAUGUGACCAGGUACACUGGUUCCCAUAAACAACGUUUCGAUGAAAGUGGGAAAGGUAAAGGUAUAGCUGGUCGAAAGGAUUUACCUGAUCAAUCAGGAUACGUCCAGGGAUAUCAGAAUAAGGACACUUACAAUAAAGGUCACUAGCCCAGAUA